ACCCACAUCCCACAUCCCACAAAGACCCUGGACCUCCGCCAGUCUGCAAGGACAUGGGGUGGUUCCAGGGCAAUGUUAAGAUAAUUGCCUGCGAAGACGAGCGCUCUGUAAAGCUUUAUAAAGCGGCGGUAGCGCAGGUCGGCGAGGUCUAUGCUGGUGCGAAACUCGUCGCAGUCGACUGGAGCGAGGUGCCCAGCAGACCGAGGGCCAGAAUUUGGGUGCCGGCUACCUUUAAGGAGCCAGAAGGCAUCCUCAAGAUGCUGCAGAGAUGCAACCCAGGACUACCAAGCUCAGAUUGGAAGGUAGCCAAGGUUGAGACGACACAAGGGCCGACUCGUUCUCAAUAAAGAGUCGCUGGCCCCGAUAGAGGCAGCAAAAGGAGAGCUAAACUUCGGCUUCAGCUCGGUCACCAUCAAGGUCUACAAAUCGGACGCGGCGGCCGCGGCGCUUCCUGUCGUCAACCCAGACGUGCAGGAUGUCGCUGCGGAGAUCGCUGUCUCCUCAGAGACAGAGCUGAUGCUCGACUUUGAGUCAAUGUGCCGAGAGAGAGUCUCAGAUGACUCGGACGCGGUCAUCACGGUGGUGGAGAAUCUUGAAGAUGGUCCUAAGGAUCCUUCAAAUAAAUCUCCACCACAGUAAAGCAGCAUCGGCUGCUCUCAUACUCCGCCUAGACGCAAGCAGAGCCGACGUAGUCCUGAUCCAGGAGCCUUGGGUGGUAGGAGGCAAGGUCUGUGGAUUGGGGACGAGGGAAUACAAGAUCAUUGUAUCCCAAAAUGAAGCGAUGGCGAUAACACGGCGGUAAGCCUAGAACUAAAAGGGAAUCAUCUCAGGCUGGUGGCGUCCUAUAUGGCCCACGAGGACGAUGAUCCUCCGAACGACCUUGUUCGCAAAAUAGCCAGCGACAGCGAAAGGACGGACAAAGACCUACUUAUAGGUUGCGAUGCCAACGCCCACCACACCCAAUGGGGGAGCACGGACACGAAUGUAAGGGGUGAGUCACUGUUCAGCUUCAUCCUGAACUCAAAUUUAUUCAUAUGCAAUCGGGGUAACGACCCCACAUUUAUAAUUAAAAAUCGGCAGGAGGUCAUUGACCUCACGCUAGUGUCAAGCAAACUGCUGGACACAAUCAAGAGCUGGAGAGUCCUAGGAGACCACUCCUUCUCGGACGACAGGUAUAUCGAGACGAUAUUAUCCUUCGAUAUUCCCAAACCAACCGACUAUAUCAACCCCAGAAAAGCCAACUGGGAAAAAUAUAACACAACCCUGGAGGAGCUACUCCCUCCUAACGCCCCUAAUUGCCCGAACACUGAAGACAACCUAAACCGUCUUGUAAACAGGUUUACGGAUGCGUGCAACAAAGCCUUCAAGGCAGCAUGCCCUUCUACCAGACCAAGGGGGAAAAAGAAACCGCCCUGGUGGUCUAAGCAACUAGACACCCAUCCGUCCUUACAAAACGGAACAUAAGUUGGGCA
Molecule: messenger RNA, 1472 nt
Organism: Drosophila miranda
Lineage: Eukaryota; Metazoa; Arthropoda; Insecta; Diptera; Drosophilidae
Exons: 2
Coding region: 847-1464 (205 amino acids)
Molecular function (GO): catalytic activity
Source: RefSeq, a predicted model, not a curated record